GAAAAGUAAUAUAAAAAUGAAAUUGAAAAAAAGCACUGCCUCAUUCGGCAUUUAGUUUUACUUGAGUGGUAUGUGUGUGUUGUAUUUUAAACUGUAUUAUUAUUCUGUUUAUAAUUCCGAGCAUCAAUUUGGGAGUCUGGCGCAAACGCCGGUGACAUCACGCGGUGUUAUGAAGUGCUAUGGCGUACCAGGAAGAAGAGUCGCUUGAAUCCUGGCUCAAUAAAGCCACCCAUCCAUCAAACAGACAGGAGGACUGGGAGUAUAUCAUUGGCUUCUGUGACCAGAUCAAUAAGGAAUUGGAGGGUCCACAGAUAGCUGUAACUCUGCUCGUCCACAAAAUUCACUCACCGCAAGAAUGGGAAGCACUUCAGGCUCUGACAGUGUUGGAGGCGUGUAUGAAGAACUGCGGGAGGAGGUUUCAUAACGAAGUUGGAAAGUACAGAUUUUUGAAUGAGCUGAUUAAAGUUGUGUCUCCGAAGUACAUGGGUGACAGUGCACCUGAGAAGGUGAAGCUGAAGAUUGUAGAGAUGCUGUACAGCUGGACUAUCGCUUUUCCCAAUGAGGCCAAGAUCGGUGAAGCCUACCAGACGCUGAGAAGACAGGGCCUCGUGACACGUGAUCCAGAGUUACCGCUGGACAGGACUCUGAUUCCCUCUCCUCCGACACGACCCAAACACCCGGUGUUUGACAAUGAGGACAUGGGAAAACUGCUUGCUGAGCUUCUCCGCAGUAAAAAUCCAGAAGAUCUACAAGAAGCCAACAGAUUAAUCAAAAACAUGGUGAAAGAGGACGAGGCCCGAGUGCAGAAGCUCUCAAAGCGACUGCACAUGCUGGACGAAGUGAACAUCAACGUCAAGCUGCUGACUGAGAUGCUGUCCCACUACAAUAAAGACAGUUCCACUGACUCUGACAAGGAGAUCAUUAAGGAACUCUACGAACGAUGUGACAAGCUGAGGCGCGCUGCUUUCAAGAUGGCCACUGAGACGGAGGACAAUGACACCAAUUUAGGUGACAUCCUGCAGGCCAGCGAUGAUCUCUCCAGAGUCAUAAACUCCUACAAGAAGAUAGUCGAGGGGCAGCCAAUCAACGGAGACAGUGAGGAGCCUCGAUCCACAGCUGGUCACAGUGAGGGCGAGACCACAGAUACGUUGAUCGACCUUGCCGGCCUUGACACUCCGAGCCCUCCUCAACCCGCCCUCCCUCCCUCUCAGUCCUCACAACCUUUCUUCGGCAAUCCCACGGCUAACCCCAUACCCUUCCUCCCUCCUCCUCCCAAACGCCUUGCCGGAUCCCAUGGCAGUCAGAGCAGCAGCCCGAGCCACCCUCCCCUCGACAUGGCCUCCACCGCUCUCUCGCUCCUCGAUGAUGAGCUGCUGUCCCUAGGACUAAAUGACCCCCCUACCCCUCUGAGCAGCCAAUCAAAACCCAAGUUGAACGAAGUGUCCAAUCAGUGGACGUCCUUGCAGGCCCCGGCAUCCAGCGUGGAUUUGUUUGGCAGUGUAGCUUGUUCAGGUCCAGUGGUGCCCCCUGCUGAGCCGGCUGCCAGCGUUAACAGUCUCCAGAACCUGCAGGACCUGGCCAUGAUGGGCUUUUCAGAUCAAAAGAGUGUCAGUGGCCAGAUGACGGCCAGAGGAAGCAGCUUUGGGGUAACGCCUGCUGCAGCACUUCCUCUUGUUGCUGGACAUGGCUCUCCCUCCUCAGCCUCUCUUCUCCAGGGGACCAUGCCCGGCUCUCCUGCCCUGUCCCAUGCUAAGGUCCAGAGUCUGGGCUCGGCCCCGGGGAGCCCACUGUUCCGCUCUCUGUCUCCCUGCCCCCCUCCCCUCCAGGGCAGCCCGGCCAGAGCCACAGACAUCUCCCUGAGCAACGUGCACAUUCCUCUGGAGGCCAUCAGACCAAGUAAGGUGCUCCCUGUGACGGCCUACGAUAAGGAUGGCGUUCGUGUGCUGAUCAACUUUGCGUCCGACUGUCCCCCCGGCCGGCCUGAUGUGCUUGUAAUGGUGGUGUCCAUGCUGAACACAGCGCCCCUGCCAGUUUACAAUGUGGUACUGCAAGCUGCUGUACCCAAGUCGAUGAAGGUGAAGCUGCAGCCUCCAUCAGGAACAGAACUGGCACCAUUCAACCCCAUCCUCCCUCCAGCCUCCAUUACCCAGAUCAUGCUGCUGGCUAAUCCAGCAAAGGAGAAAGUGCGUCUGCGCUACAAGCUGGCUUUUACACUGGGGGAUCAUCCGUGCAAUGAGGUUGGAGAGGUGGACCAGUUCCCCACACCAGAGGCAUGGGGUCAUCUAUAGCAGCGUGCAGGCUUGCUAAUGCUCAGCAGGGACAGACUGGUUCAUACUCCAUGAAGGGGUGUGUGUGUAUUCACAGGCAUCCUAGAGAGAGAAAAAGGAGAGGAGGCUGGGGAAAUUCUGCAGCGUUGUUACAGCAACAAUAACUUUCAGCUUCACAUUCCUCUUAGUGGUUCUUCAUUUUCUGGUCGUUGUUGUUCCUGGCAGUGAGAUAUUAACAACAGACGCUAAACGUUUUAUUCAUGCAGAGCUUAUGCUUUUCUGCAGAUAGCUGAGAAAGUAAAGAUAUACGCUGGUGAGUGAGUUAGUCGUGGUGUUUAAAGGCCGAUGGAACUUUUAUGGAUUUUACUGAAUGUACUUUAAAUAAUUUAAGCAUUAGAAUUCUGCCUCAGACUGAAAUGUUGCACUGCAGCGUCACAAGUGUUUUUAAAAGAAGUGAGCCUCUGCAUUAACAGAGCCUAAGAGACAAUGGUUGUGCUUUUAUUUAUUCCUCUGAACACUUAACCAGCCUUCAAAUAAAAAAUACUUGAAUAUUUCCAGAAAUUUGGAGACUAGGAUCUAGAUUUCUGAGGAUGGAGUUGCACUGGAAAAUAAAUGGUUUGAUUGAAAAGUACUGUCACAUAUUCAUUUCUGCAGGAAGAUAGUGGAAUGAUAUGUACUACAUUAUUAUCUUAGCAUCAGGAUUUUUGACACAGGUAAAUAAACUGUUGAAAAAUUGUACAGGCUAAUGUAGCCUUGUUCUCGAUUGAUGGACAAACAAUGUUAAAUACUGACGAGUAAAUGGAAAAGUGAGGCUAUAUACACAGAAUUUAAUUCAAAAAGCCCUCAGUAGAGAGCAUUCAAUUCAUCCAGGCUUCACCAAAUUAUUACAUUCAUAGAUAUCAGUUCCCUAAAUAUGCCUGAUUUUUUUUCAACAAUGUCCAUAAAUUAUUUUCUGAGAAAUCAAGGAAAAUGUCAAAAAAUGUUGCAAACUUAAAGAAAGUGACUCCAACUUUCAUGGUUAUCGGUUAAUUAGUUUUUGUGCAAUCCUGCAAAUAAACAAACCAACAACCGGACAGGGGUGAAAACAUCACACCCCCCAUAGGUAAUAAUAGACAUUCCAGGAGUUAAGUCGACUGAAAUCAACACUGGUUUGAUUUAAUGUGAUCAGUUUUUCCUUUUGAAAAUAAAUUAAAAGGUGAUUUACUCAGUGUGUCAGCACUUCAGCCAUGAUUGUGUAUUUAAAUAUGUUUACCAGUCUCAGUAUUGGGAGUAUUUUAUUAUCAUAUUUAUUAUUUUCUGUUUUAGCGUUUCAGUGCAUCACUGAAUCUAGAAAAUGUGAAGUGGAAAACUGAGUUUGGGAGAUCUGUCACCAGGCAGAUCAUUUAGCAGUGUGUAACAGUGGGACAGUCCUCAGCUUAUCGUAUGGGAUGUACAUUAGUAUGUGUUUAAUGUACAUAGUAUGUAAUGUAUGUGAAGUUAAUGUAUGUAAGUUAUGUGAACAUGUGACAUGUAGUUUUUGGGAGAGUGUUUGGUCUGUACAUACUGUAUGAUGUGCCAUUUGUUCGGUGCAUGAAAUAAAAUAAAUAUUUC
Paralichthys olivaceus (Japanese flounder) is the source of this 3857-nucleotide messenger RNA. RefSeq names its product golgi associated, gamma adaptin ear containing, ARF binding protein 3b (gene gga3b). Gene Ontology annotation, molecular function: small GTPase binding; ubiquitin binding; phosphatidylinositol binding. Gene Ontology annotation, biological process: protein localization to cell surface; Golgi to plasma membrane transport; intracellular protein transport. The record is from RefSeq and is a predicted model, not a curated record. Gene Ontology annotation, cellular component: trans-Golgi network. NCBI's taxonomy places the organism in Eukaryota, Metazoa, Chordata, Actinopteri, Pleuronectiformes, Paralichthyidae.